Styela clava is the source of this 4021-nucleotide messenger RNA. The record is from RefSeq and is a predicted model, not a curated record. NCBI's taxonomy places the organism in Eukaryota, Metazoa, Chordata, Ascidiacea, Stolidobranchia, Styelidae.
UUACUUCAGAAUGGAUGAUGAUUCAAACAAUUGGAGUGGUUUAAAUUUUAAAACACUUAGUUUAGAUCAGUGUGUCACUCAAUCAAUGACUUGAUAUAUCUAGAUGAGACAGAACAAAAUAUAUAUCCUGUUUAAUCAGAAGCAGUUCUUUCUUAAAAAAAAUAUUUUUAGUGCGCAUGUUCUAUUUUUUUUACCACUUUACUAACGACUGCAGAAGCGAAUCAUUUUCUCUACAAUGUAGAGGCGCUUUCUGUGUGCAUUGCGGUGUCAUCUAAUACUCUUUUUUCAUAUUGGUAAAUAAAUACUUCGACCCAGUUUUCUCGACGCCUUUAAAUGGUUAAUACUACUUUUUCUAAACGCAAUGCACGAUAUUGUUAAAAAAUUCUCAUUUGGUGUCCAUGCUCUUGGGUGCAAGUUUUGGUUCAAAGCAUAUAUGUGCAGAGAUGUCUUCAUACUGCAAGUACCACUGAAGGUCGGUUCGUAUCAGUUUAUGUAACUCGAAAGUGGUGAUAAACGACGAAUGUUGAAAAACCUUUAGAGUUUACACCAGCUGGUUGAUUUGUCAAAAAGUUUGAUGAUUUUUAAGACUUUUUUUCACAUUAUCAACAGCAAAGUCGCUGGCUGUUGCAGUCUAACUUGACAAUUAGAAUUAGACUGAUCACAGAAUCUAUCUCAUCGCAGAGCCUGUACCUCAUGUAGCAAUAAUGACUACUGACUUAGACGAGAAAGUUGUGAAGGAAACAGAUAAAUACACGGACGACAAAGAUGAAGACCAAGUAAAACUGUCCGAUUCAAUCUAUUUUUAUCGAAGUAAGAAAAUGUCAAACAAUGGUGAAGUUUACGAAGGAACAAUGCAUAGCAAAACAUACGGCACUCGGACUAUUGCAGUAAAAUUGGUUCAAUACAGUAAACAAAACUUGGAAGAAGCUAGCAUUCUUUUAUCGCUUAACCCUCACACUCAUGUAGUUUCGAUCAUCGAUGCAGAUGUUUAUCAAGGUCAAUUCAAAUAUAUGUACAUAGCAAUGGAUAAAUGUCACAGCGAUAAUUUGAGGCGGUUUGUGGAAAACCGAAGGAAAAAUGAGAUUCCAUUUAAUGCGGAACUAAUGAUUGAUUUUACAAAGCAGUUGUUUACCGGGAUUCAUUACAUACAUGACAAACUCGUGAUACACAAAGACCUUAAACCUGAUAAUGUGUUUCUGUCACUCGAUCAAAAAGUUUUGAAAAUUGGUGAUUUUGGAUUAAGUGAACGUGUUGACUCCAGAACUCGAACCAUUCGUUCCAGUAAAGGUCUUGGCACUGACGGCUACAGAGCUCCUGAAUCAUUUGUGAGUGGAUUUCCAACAUCUCAAAUAACUGACAUUUAUUCACUAGCUGUUCUUAUAUAUUAUUUAUGGAGUAACGGUCGACACCCGUUUGGAAACGAGAAGGAUUUAUGGAAUCAUUUUAUGAAAAAUAAUUUGAAUAUGAAUUUAGACAGAAUACUGUUGCCAUAUGCUGAUAUUGCUAAAGAUUUAUUGAUAUGGAUGCUGCAGUUUGUGCCACGAAAUCGACCGAUUAUUGACCAAGUGCUCUCUCAUAAAUACAUGGUUCCAAACAACGUGAAAGGGUUAUUGUUUCGAGAAGUUCAAGAAAUUUCGGAAAGUUUAGAGUCAACUGAACAAUCAUUAUUAAAUCUUCCACAUUUUAAGAACGAAACCUUUCACGUCGGAAUCAACGCAACUGAAAAAGGUAAUAUUCAAGUCAGUUCAAAUUCGUCAUCACGACUUUCCAAUCUGAUCCUAGUAGCCAAAAUGUUACAAGAACACCAAAAAAUCAAAAUGGCGUCACGUCAGUCGAUGGAUCGCACUCUACUCCAUGAUGACAUCUACAUAUUUUGGGACAAGAAAUUGUCGCAUGAUCCAUUUACAGACAUAGAGGUCUUCGAAGGCAGAACCAACGAAGAAUCCUCGAGUUCAAAGCCUCUAGCUAUAAAAGUCUUACGUGGCUUUGAUAAAUUAGUGCUCGGAGCAGGAAGAACUAUUGUAGAAGCUGCUAAAUCUAUUCAAAGCUUACCCUUACAUCCCAAUAUAGUUUCAAUCAUAUCUGUGGGUGAUAUACGCAACCAGAGCGGGUUAAAUGCAUCGUAUGUUGCGAUGGAACGAUGUCACUCUGGCACACUAGAAGACUAUGUCCUCGAGAGAAAACGAAACAAUGUUUGCUUCGAUUUUAAGUUAGCUCUUGAGCAUUCAAUACAAUUAGUCAGUGGUGUAUAUCACUUACAUACACACGGCAUCAUUCACGGACGCUUGCAUGCAAGGAAUAUCCUCCUUUCCCUAGAUAUGCAAGCUUUAAAAAUAUCUGCUUUUGCUUUCGGUAGACAAAAACUUUAUAUAAAUAAUUCAUCUGGGGAAGUUUUUGAUCAUGGCGUGAUUUCUUUUCAGUCUGACGUAUUUUCAUUAGGCGUUUUAUUGUAUUAUAUCUGGAGUAAUGGAUGUGAUCCUUUAACGCAUGACGACAAUAGACAAUUCGAAAAUUAUAAAAAUCUCAACUUGAUGGAUUUACAAAUUCCGAAUUCCAAAAUAGCUCAACAUUUGCUUACUAAAAUGCUAGAAAAGAGACCAAGUCAGCGUCCCACGAUAAAAGAAAUUGUCGAUCAUAGCUAUUGGAAUAGCAUAAGUUGAUAUUAUACGUCAAGCUCAAGGCAAUAGGGGUUUAAUUCAUGUUGCACCAUCCAUCGCCCUAUAAUUGACCAAACCAGACCAGAUCGAACGAUUUUUGAUAAUAUUAUUCCCGAUCUAGAAAUAACCAACUUAUAGUCAUUUCUUUGAAUGUAAUUUUUGGUAGUGAAAUACUUUUUAUUAUUUGCACAAUUUAGUAUAUUAGUUAUAUUUUAAGUAUAUAUUAAAGUUUACCGAUGGACAAUGAUUAACACGUUAAUUAUUUAAUUCAAAAAUACAUUGAACCUGUGCGUUUAUGAUGUAACUUAUGAUUUUAUAACGUUUGUGAUUAUUUUAUUAUAUAUUAUUAUUAUUAAUAUUUAUUGGGUGGUAGCUAGUAGCUCUGAUGACCAUUUGAUAUCGCGACCGCGCAGUCAUUUAUACGGAAAGCUUUUAUUCAUUUAUUGGACACGAAAUGGACCUCACGAAAUGUACCACCCUACGAAAUGUACAACGUUUCAGUAUUAUGUUGUUGUUAUUGUUAGAAAGUUUUUCCAUUUUCUUAUGAAGCAAUCGCUUUUCUCUUUCAGUACUGGACCAGUGGACAUUUCCCCGACCUUUGACCCCGAAAAAUUCUUCCUAUACUUCACCAUUGCAAAAUUUCCGGAGCUAUUUUGAGGGCUUUUGCGAGUUGGCGUCUAUAAAAUGGGGUAUGUGUUUCAAAUCAUCAUUAUGAUUCAUCGCAUACAACAAUCUGUCAUGAAAGAUAAACGUUGAACACUUGAAUAUAUUUUAACACUCCAGAUAAUAAAUAUAAAGCUAAACCUCUUUUUUUGUGCGUUUAAUUGAUUUCGGAGUCGUAUGAUAUUUUUACGUGUAAAAAAAUGGCAUAAUCUCACUUCAAAUUUGCGCAUGGUUGCAGACUUUUCGAAUGCAGAUAAACAUAUUGAUACACUUUCAACUCGACAACAAUGUAAUACAUGCUUAGACACAUCAUACAACUAUUUUGAGUAAACUUCAAACAAAAUAAGAAAUUCAAAAUUAUUAUAGAAUACAUCAGUGUCAGAGCACAAUCAGGUCUAAAAUAAUUACAAAACAGGAAUCUUUUGAGAUCUUUACAAAUCAAAGCCUAUCAGAAGUAAAAAUAUUUUCAGUCAUCAAGAGUCAAAUCAAAAUAGCUCAAGAAAUGAUCUCUUUACCCAUCAUCUAUUUUUGUAUGUGGCUAAUAAAUUAAUUAUGUGCAACUGUAGCAACUAUGUUAUGCAAUGCUAUUAGUGCACACCACAAUAAUUUGAAACAUAAAUAUAAAUUGUCGUUUUUAUGUGAACCUUACACUUAAUUCGUGCACACCUCUAAUCUCAAGCAUGAGCAAUGGAUAUUAAAGA